Molecule: messenger RNA, 2190 nt
Organism: Olea europaea var. sylvestris
Lineage: Eukaryota; Viridiplantae; Streptophyta; Magnoliopsida; Lamiales; Oleaceae
Product: protein misato homolog 1-like
Exons: 9
Coding region: 330-2069 (579 amino acids)
Cellular component (GO): cytoplasm
Source: RefSeq, a predicted model, not a curated record
UGUUUUUAUAAAGCUUCAAAAGUUAUGAAUAAGUAGGCAAAUUAAGAGGAUUAUCUCAUUUUACCGAAGUGUUCUAUGAUUUAUGAAUUACGACCCACGAAAGAUUUUUGAAUAAUAUCUGAUUUUUGUCGGAUUGACUUAGAACUUCUGUUGAAGUCCAGCUAUUUGAAAGAGUGUUUUGGGUUUGGUAAAAUUAAAUUAUCUAAAUCCACUUCCAGUUCCAUUUCAUUGGUGAGAUAUAUUUCGUGUUUUAAGUGUUGUAGGAUGAAUUGCUUGGGUUGGCUGAUAACCCGGAGAGUGACGAUAUAUUUAACAAUCACAACCUCGACAUGAAUGUCCUCUACCGUAGUGGCGAGACUCAUCAGGGCAUUCCAACAUAUACUCCUCGUUUGGUUUCUGUUGAUUUUCAAGAGGAAACUAGUGGUAAAGCAAAUGAAAAUCAUUUAGGUUGGUCGAAAUUGAAAUUUGACGAAGAUCUUUGGAGACGUGUUUUUAGCACUCUGCUGCUUUUGUUCUAUGAAAUUUUACUUCAUUGGGGUGGGGGUUGGGUUUUGUUAGAGGAUUAUAAGUUCUCUAGGAAGUUGAGACUGUUCCUUUUGCCAUCUGAUUUGGCAUUUAUAUGUAUUGAAUGUCUCCAGAUCAAUUGUAGGACUGGUGGUGUCACAACUCAUUCAUCCGAGCCUUUGAAGAAGAACUUGUUCUUAGAAAGUCUGCACUUGGAAGAUGAAGCUGUGGGUAAUACUAGCUCUGAUAGUUGGAAGAAUGGUUCUAGAAGCGAAAUUCAAGAUAAAGACAUUGUUGAAUGUCUGGAGAAUGGAGUUCAAUACUGGACAGACUUCUCAAAAGUUCAUUAUCACCCACAGAGUUUGUAUGAGUUAAGUGGAUUGUGGAUGGACAUUGAGGAUUUUAACAAUUAUGGAUUCGGAAGAGAUGUAUUCUCAGGGGGUCUACGUGGAGAAGAAAUUAACGAGAGGCUUCGUUUUUUUAUUGAAGAAUGUGAUCAUGCUCAGGGAAUCCAAUUUGUUGUCGAUGACACUGGAGGAUUUUCUGGUGUAGCUGGGGAGUUUUUGGAGAAUAUUGCAGAUGAGUAUGCAAAUAUACCUGUGCUACUGUACAGGGUCAGCCCUGAUACUUCCAUAGAUCCCAAAAGCAGGAAGCAGACAAUCUCCCGCAACCUUCAUGAUGUGGUUUCAUUUUCAAGGCUAUCAGCUCUCUGUAAAUUGGUCGUCCCAGUUGGUUUGCCAUCCCUCAGUAGAAGUAGAACUUCCUCAUUUCUUCGUGUAGAAGACGAAAAGCCUUACCACACCAGUGCAGUUUAUGCAUCUGCAAUACACUCCAUCAGUCUCCCUUUUCGAAUGGAACAACUCGGGCCCAGUGCACAAUCAAGCUACACAUGCGGUGCAAUGUCUGUCAAUGACCUUGUACAGAUCCUAGCAGGCCAAUCCCGGCAGAAUAUUAUUAGCAUUUUGGAUGUUUCUAUGCCAGCACCUUCUUUCACUGGGUACCCGGCGCAACAAUCUUUGCUGGAGAAUUUGCAGCCAUUGACGCCUGACGUAGCCGAAGAUGCUGAAGACUUUCAAGCAGUGGAAUCCAUGACAGUUCAUGGAGUCUAUAGGGCAGGACGCCAACGGGCAUCAAUUACUGAAGUUAAGGAUGCAGUACAAGCUGCUUAUGAUAACGCAGUAACAAGGCCAAAAUUCUCACACCUAUCUGUAGCUCGUUGUCCUCUCCCUGUACCAUUGCCUUUUCCUUCAAUAUUUGGGAACCUAAUUGGUCAACACGGGGAGCUUCUGGAUACACCAAUUUCAGGUCCUGCAUCGAGAGGAUCACUCGAAGUCCACUCGAUUCCCAUGGCAGCAAGAUUGCGUUCCAGCAACGCUAUUUUGCCAUUUCUGGAAAAUAGAUUAGGAAAUCUUCGCAAGUUUGGUAUUGCGCGAGGAGCUCUAGGGACGGAGUUGCUCAGAAACUGGGGUUUCGGGAAGGAUGAACUCGAAGACAUUGGCGAGACAUUGUCUAAAAUGUUUACGACAUUGAAUCCUUAUUCUGAAGAGUCGUCGGAUUCUGAUUAAGGCUGCAUGUUGUAUUGCUAAAAUAAAGUCUGAACAAAGAUCACUUACAAAAGAAUCAACUUUUCCAUAGAGGGCUGCUUUCCCUUUUCGCACUCAAUGAAUGAAUGCCCAAUUCUGAACA